AUAAGCACAGCCGCACUGAUAGUAAUACAAGAACAUAUGACAAUAUCCUAAUAUAACUUUUGUUAGCUGUUAUUAUAUUAACGCGUACGAAAUGGCCAGAACUGGACUUUCAAAAGAACUACGGGAAGCGCUGAAGCAAGCGUUCGAGGAUGUUGACGUGAACCAGACGGGUACCAUUAGUAGGGGAGAGCUGAGGUCCGUGCUGCAGCUUUGUGGCCAAAACCCGACCUCGGAGGAAGUGGCCGCCUACCUGGAGGGUUCAGAUGUGCCCGGGGAGAUGAGUCAGGAGGAGUUCUUCCGGUUUGUGGAGCGGCGUGUGCCGCUGAAGACGCCCAGUCAGAUCGACCAGGAGCUCAUGGAGGCCUUCGAGAAGUUUGAUGACGACGGAGACUUCACCAUCAGCAAGGAGGAGUUCAGAAAGGUGAUGACCCGGCUGGGUAACGAACCCUUAACAGAGCAAGACGCGGACGCCCUACUGGAAAGUCUGGGCUCUCUUGAGACAGAGGGGAAGCUUAAUGUCGCAGAGCUUGCCAAGCUGUUCAUGGGAUGACUGCCAAACAGACAACAUGAACAUUCUUGUAUAUAUCUGUCUAUCUGUUUAAUUUUGAAAUUAAACUUUAAUUAUU
Dreissena polymorpha is the source of this 626-nucleotide messenger RNA. Its product is annotated as troponin C, skeletal muscle-like. The coding region runs from base 92 to 550 and encodes 152 amino acids. The transcript has 5 exons. Gene Ontology annotation, molecular function: calcium ion binding. Lineage: Eukaryota; Metazoa; Mollusca; Bivalvia; Myida; Dreissenidae. The record is from RefSeq and is a predicted model, not a curated record.